This is a messenger RNA of Oryza sativa Japonica Group (Japanese rice), 2298 nucleotides long. RefSeq lists its product as uncharacterized. The record is from RefSeq and is a predicted model, not a curated record. NCBI's taxonomy places the organism in Eukaryota, Viridiplantae, Streptophyta, Magnoliopsida, Poales, Poaceae.
CAUACCACCUCGCCGCUUUCCCUUUCUCCCCUGCGCUCUCACGUCAAACGGUUUCCUCCCCCUCUCAUCUCCUCUUUAUCUUUUGUUCUUUUGUGCGGCUGCUUUUCCAUUUCCGCCCACAUCGCCUUCUACCUCUCGCACUCCGCUAGCUAAGCUCGCUUGCUUCCACUCCAGCUAGCCAGCGAGCGAGCGAGCGAGCUCACCUUCUACUCCACUCCUCGCGCCGUACUCUCCAUGCCCUCGUCUUGAAGCAAGGUCGGCAGUGGCAGUCUUUGUCCGGGGAGGCGGAAGCUUUCUUGGGUUUUUCUUUGAGGCGGCUGCAUUGUUUGUGAUUCUUGGGCGAUGGAGAAGGAGAGGAAGCAGGGGUUCUUCGCGGCGCUGAAGGAGGAGGUGGUGCGCGGGCUGUCGCCGGCGAGGUCGCGGGGGAAGUCGCCGGCGAGGAGCGCGUCGCCGGGGAGGAUGCUGAUCCCGCGCCGCCGCAAGGAGAAGCAGCAGCAGCCGCCGCCGGAGAAGCUGCUGCAGCAGUACUUCGCGGAGCCGCUCAUCUCGCGGUCGGGGAGCCUGCGGCCCGGAGGGGAGGCCCUCGCGCCCCUCAUUGAGGGGCCCGACCCGGAGCGCCUCGCCGCCGGGGGGGACUUCGCCGGCGGGGAGGAGUCGGCGCGGCGGGAGGGGUUCGGCCGAUGGGUCCGCGGCCAGCUGGCGCGCACGCCGUCCGUGGCGUCGUCCGCCGCCGCCGCCGCCGCCGCCAGUCCCGGGGGUUCGGGCGACUCGUUCCGCCGCUCCGACCUCCGCCUCCUCCUCGGCGUCAUGGGCGCGCCGCUGGCCCCCAUCCCUUCGAAGCUAGCAGAUCCCCUGCCUCUCCUCUCCAUCAAGGGGACCCCCAUUGAGUCGUCGUCGGCGCAGUACAUCCUGCAGCAGUACAUGGCGGCGUCGGGCGGCUACCGGCUGCUGCAGUCGGUGCGGAACGCGUACGCCAUGGGCAAGGUGCGGAUGGUGGCGUCCGAGUUCGAGACCGCGACGCGCGUCGUCAAGAACCGCGGGCCCAGCGGCCGCGGCGCCGCCUCCGUCGAGCAGGGGGGCUUCGUCCUCUGGCAGAUGGCGCCCGACAUGUGGUACGUCGAGCUCGCCGUCGGCGGCAGCAAGGUGCACGCGGGAUCCAACGGCCGCCUCGUCUGGCGCCACACGCCGUGGCUCGGCGCCCACGCCGCCAAGGGCCCCGUGCGCCCGCUCCGCCGCGUCCUCCAGGGGCUCGAUCCGCUGACGACGGCGGGGCUGUUCGCGGAGGCGCGGUGCGUCGGCGAGAAGAAGGUGAACGGCGAGGACUGCUUCAUCCUCAAGCUGUCGGCCGACCCGCAGACGCUGAAGCAGCGGAGCGAGGGGCCGGCGGAGAUCAUCCGGCACGUCCUGUUCGGCUACUUCAGCCAGCGCACCGGCCUGAUCGUGCACAUCGAGGACUCCCACCUCACCCGCAUCCAGCCGCACUCCGGCGGCGACGCCGUCUACUGGGAGACCACCAUCAGCUCCGCGCUGGAGGACUACCGCCCCGUCGAGGGCAUCAUGAUCGCGCACGCGGGGCGCUCCGCCGUCACGCUGUUCCGCUUCGGCGAGGCCGCCAUGAGCCACACCAAGACGCGGAUGGAGGAGGCCUGGAGCAUCGAGGAGGUGGCGUUCAACGUCCCCGGCCUGUCCGUCGACUGCUUCAUCCCGCCCGCCGACAUCCGCUCCGGCCCCGUCGGCGAGUCCUGCGAGCUGCCGCCGCCGGCCGCGGCGCCGCACGGCGAGCGCGCCAGGCACCCGGCGCGCGUCGCCGCCGUGGACCGCGCGCCUCCCCACCACAAUGCCGGCGGCGCCAACGUCGGCCGCCGCGGCGACAAGAUCAUGUGGAGAGUGGAAGUGUGACGGCGAGGCUGUUAGUGUUGUUGUUUACUAUAGCUAGUAGCUGCAUUUCUUGGAGUGAAAUUAAACCAAAGCCCAAAAAAUUGUUCAUACCAGUAGAGUUUAAUCCUCCUCAUUUCCAAAUGAGCAAGUAUAUUCAGCAAAUAUUAGCUACUCCUAGCUGCCUCUACUUCAAUUUUCCACCGUGAAAUCUGUAAAUAGGAGCAUAAAUGUUCUUCACUCUCAUCAGGCCACUCGUGUUUCCUCACUUUUAUGGCCUCUGAGAUGGAUCUUUUAUCCUCUGAAUGCAGAAGUUUUUAGUGUAACCUUUUUUACUGAACCCCUACUACUCCUCUUGUAGGCCUUCAGAAAAAUCAGAGCUGUACUAAUUUGAGAUCACCUGACCUUUCAUGUUACUGCAAA